Dendronephthya gigantea is the source of this 5761-nucleotide messenger RNA. Its product is annotated as rootletin-like. Gene Ontology annotation, biological process: actin filament organization. NCBI's taxonomy places the organism in Eukaryota, Metazoa, Cnidaria, Anthozoa, Malacalcyonacea, Nephtheidae. Gene Ontology annotation, molecular function: actin filament binding. Bases 276 to 5315 code for a protein of 1679 amino acids. The record is from RefSeq and is a predicted model, not a curated record. The transcript has 17 exons. Gene Ontology annotation, cellular component: actin cytoskeleton.
UUUGUCAAAAGUUCGACGGAACGUGACUGUAAAGUUGCAGUUUUUUGUCAACAUCACUGUCAAAGUUGACAUUUUAUCUGGUUGAAAUGCUUCCUUAUGGAUCGAUUACAACCAGAAUUGAUACGAGGAGCCAGUAUUUGAAGCAUGUCACGGUACCGAUAGGAAGUCGGCGGAAUCGAUGCAUGAAUGCAAGCCAUUGAUGGGAUUUUGACCCGAAAUUCCAGCCAAUACAGCGAGGAUUUUUGUCGAGGAUUUUAAUAAAGGGCUCAUAUUUGAUGGCCGAACGAUCGUCUUCGUUGGCUUGCAAAAAGUUCUCAGCCAACUUAUUCGACAAGAAUAAAUGUCAGAAUUGCUUUAAACCGAAGGAUGCUCACACCACAAGCCCGACUAUGCCUCAAAGACCGACAAACAUAGAGGUCGGUGUUAAUCGUACGAAAACAACGGUGAAGUCGGGAAACCUAAGCAUCGCCACACAAAUAUCAACAUUACCUAAAAUUCUAGUACAAAAAUGGGAGAAAGCUUGGUUUAUGCUGUACACUUCGGCGAUUUUGGAAUGGUUCUCAACCGAACCGACUACGCCAGGUCAGGUGCCCUUGGGUAGCAUAAAUCUGGAUGACUGCCUUGGCUUGACCAGUGCUGAGUGUGACACAAGCGAACAGUUCACCAUCGGCAUCAAAACCCUUGCAAAGACACAUUACCUGAAAGCAGAAAAUCGCUUGGAAAUGGACAAUUGGUGUCGUGUACUAAAACCAUUCGUCAUUGCUUCUCCUGGGUACAAAUUCAAUAGGAACCAAACUAGUCGAAUGAUGAGCUAUCAUGAUUCUAAAGUUAGCUCCCCAACAAAUAUCGCUCAAGAAAGAAAGACAAGUGUCUCACGAACAGUUUCAGCUCCGUGGAAAGCAGCUUCGACGUCACCAGGCUCAACUAGUAUUCUUACAAAGAGAUGGUCUGCUACAGAGGAACUCUUGACUAAGAGAGAGGCGCCAGACAAUACGAACGAUAAAACAAAAGACUCUGUUGAAACUCAACCAGACCCGGCGUCACAGCCUUACUACGCUGACCUCUACGUAAAACCUGAACCGUCAGCUCCAAAACAGAACGGCGAAACCGGCAGCUCGAUUUUAGCACUUGAAACAGAACUCGCGGAAGCGAAACGCAUCGCAAAACAGAACCAAGCCAAAGCGGAAAUGUGCUCGAAAAGUCUGACGGACACGAAGAAACAACUUGAGAAGGCCAACAACGUUAUAAGCAUUCAGAAGGUGAAUGUUGAAGCCCUAUCGACUGAGGUUGAAACGCUGAAAACGCGAUUAAGGAAAAGCGACGAAAAAGUGGAAAAACGCUUGAAAGAACUUGAAUUUCCUACUUGUAAUGGAAACACACCUCGCGAUAGUAUCGAGUCAGGAUUUAUCAAGCUGCAGUCGAAACUACAGGAGAACGAAAAGGCGUUAAUACGUCGCACGCGCGAGCUCGAAAAGGCGAACGAGAGUCGCAAGAAAGUCGCGAAACACACGCGGGCCCUUCUCCUCGAACUCGAGGGAAAGUUGACCGAGAAUAACAGUCGGAUUACUGAACUCGAAGAGCAGCUUAUGAAUAAAACUUUGGAUCUGCAAUACGAGAAAGAAGAAAGGCAAAGGAUUGAGCAAGAAAAGGGGCAGCUCGCGAAGGAUUUAAGUACUUCUGCUUUGCAAUCAAAACAACGGGAAAUCACGAAGCGAAGUAAUGAAUUGUUGCAACAGGCGAAGGACGAGCAUAAAUUCUCAAAGAAUGAACACAAAAAUCAACAGGAGUUGGAAAUCUUGAACAAGAAACUCGAAGGAAAGAAUUCGGAAAUUGUAAGGUUGCAGGAACAAUUGGCGGCCCUCGACAAAAAAGACGCGGAAUUUCGCGUUCUAGAGAGCGCUUGUAAAAAGGCGGAGGAACAGGUGGAUGUUUUGAGAACGGAGCUGCGGAUGGUCAAUGGUGGGUAUACCAAGGAGAAAACAAAAUGCGGAGAAUUGGAGAGUAGAGUGCAGGAUGCCUUGCUACAGAUGAAAGAAAAAGAACAGGAGAUAAGGAAAAUGAAAGAAAAGAAUUCUGAACUGAAAUCAGAAAUCGAAAGAACACGUCAGGAAUGCGACACGCAAGUAUUACUACUUCAAGAGGACAACGAAACCACUAGAAUGAAAUUAGUUGAAGUACAAGAGGAACUCGACGCUGUACACACUGAAACAGAUGGCAGAAAUCCUGAAUUUGAGGAAUUGUCGCAUGAUUUCGAAGAACUCAAAACGAAAGCGGAGAAGAGUGAAAUUGAACUCGGAAAAUUGCGAGACGUUCAAGUGGAAACAGUUCGUAACUUUAAUAAUGAAAAAAAUAAACGACUUAAACUCGAGACCGAGUUCGGAGAAAAAAUCUUAGAAUUGGAAAAUUCUCAGAAAGAGGUGGAACAAUUCCGAAAAUUGUUAAAGGAAGCGGAGGGGAGGUUUGAGAAGGAGUGUAAACGGGCUAGUGAGCUGGAAGGCUUGUGCAGGAGUAAUAAGGAAGCGAGUGAACUUCAAGUGGCUGCACAGUCGAAAACUUUGAGCGAAUCUCAUGUGAAAGUUAAAAAAUAUGAAAGUGAAAUGGAAGAACAGAAGCGGAUUUUGGAUGAAAAAAACGAGGAAAUAUUGCGUUUGAAUAAGGAGAUGAAGAAACGAAUAAAGAUUGAUGAAAAUAUUUUGAGUGAAAUUGUGGAUAUGGAGUCACGUUUAAAUGAUAGGAACUCUGAAAUGGUUAGCUCAGACUUGAAGGACGAUACUGCCGGGGAUAGAACUAGUGUCUUGGGUGCUGUUGCAUGCUUAGGGAAGAGGGUUGAAGUCCUGAGUAGUUCACUAAGAGAAGAAAAGGAGAAAUGUCGUGUUUUGGAGCAAGAUUUGCAAGCGAAAGAGGUCCCGACAAGAAGAUGUAGCAUUUGUGAAAGAAGGAAAAAUGAGACGACGAGUCUUGCUCAAGAUCUUGAGGAUGUUAAAGCGAAUCAUCGCAAGGAAUUAGAAAGAAUGCAGAAUUCGAUGAACAGCGAAGCGCAUACGUUAAAGAACACUGCGGAGGAGAUGAAAUUGAAACUGACAUCCAAAGUGAUCUUACUGCAGUCGGAUAUAAGCGAGUUAAAGUCGAAACAAGAGCAGGAAAUGGCUCAAGUCAACGAACAACACAAAAAAGAGGUUGAGUCGUGGCGGGAAAAUCUCGACAACAAAGUCGACGAACUCUUUCAGCAGCACAAACAAGACGCUGAAUUAUCGCGGGAAAACCAUCAACAGAAACUGAACCAACUUACUGAACGGCACGAACAAGAUAUCGAGGUUUGGAAAGAGAAACUCGAGGCUUUAAAAGGUUCCAGCGAUGAAGAAAUUGCAAGUGUUCGUGCGAAACUGGAAGGACUUGAAAGGCAACUGUCAAGCGAACGAGAAAGCAACGAACGAAGAAUUGAAACGUUGAAACAAGACUACGAGGCCAGAAGUUCCAAACCUGACGCGAAUAAGGAAGCAGUCGUUACCCUGACGGAGUUUGAAGAAGUUCAAGAGAAACAUACUAAAGAAUUGGAGAAAAUAAAGGAAAAUCAUCGUCGGGAAUUGGAGGAAAACAAGUCUGAUAUGAUGAUGGUCCUACAGGCCCUGAAGUCAGACUCAUAUCAAUCCAGUUCCAUGUCGAGUGAAUCUAUCGAAAUGAAUGACGAAUUGAAGAAGCUUGAACGCUACGUGGAAACACUGAAGAAGGAACACGAACAAGAGAUUGAGAGACUAAACCACGAACACGAGGAAGAUUUAAAGCAACUACGAAGCGACAUGGUCACUUUAUUAAGAGUACAAGAAUCGUACAGGACACCAGAAGAUGAAAAGGCUGAUCCAAACGGUAACGUAGUGGAUCUAGAGGGACAGCUUGCGGCUCUUAGGCGCUCCCACGAAAAGGAAAUUCGCGAGAAAGAAGAGAAACACAAAAUCGAGGUAAAUCAACUUAAAUCCGAUAUGCUUGUUGCCAUCCAAGCCGCGUCAGCGGUCGGCUCCGUUAGUCCCAAGGCUACUACCCCGCCUGACGAGAGAGUGGCUGAGCUGGAAACGUACAUUACGAACCUGGAACGCGAUUUUGAAGAUGAACGCGAGAACUUGCAGAACACCAUUAAGAAGGCAGAAUCCGCGACGAAGUUUGGUCUGAGACGAAACGAGGAAAUGAGCAAUAAAAUUUACCAAAUGCAACGAGAGAUGGAAGAGAUUGACAGUAAAUACCAAAAAGAAGUGAAGCUCUACAAGGAAGCCUUUGAUCAGGAGAAAAACAGGAAGACAACUAUAGGAGCAGUUCCGGGGAUUUUGGCUGAAAAUGAGAGCCUCAAGGUAAAACUUCAGGAGCUAGAACUCUCCAUGGAACAAAUGCAAGUGCGAUACGAUGGCGAAAUCAAACGAUACAAAGAGAAAUUUCAGCAGGAAAAUGUGAUCAGUGUCGAGGAACUUCAUCUGAAGAUCAAGUCAUUGGAAGAUUCAAUUGAACAGAUGAGAUUGGAACACGAGACGGAGUUGGAACGAUAUACGAAGGCCGUGAAGAAAGGAAAAGUGUCGCUAUCCAGCACUGCGAAGGAACGGGAUUUGGAGAGAAAAAUUGAUGAUUUAGAGUCGACUGUUAAUCUCAUGAGGCAAAAGCAUCGUGAAGAGGUGCGUAAAUACCGCGAGAGGCUUGAGGACGAGAUGGAGCGUCAUCGGAAGGAAGUGCAGGAGUCACGUGCAAAGCUACGUAAACUCGAGGCUGACACGCGACAAAUGGAAGAUUUUAGAAAUAAAAUCACGGAAUUUGAGAACAAAAAUAGCAAGCUUUCGAAGGAAGCAAGCAAAUGCAAAGAACAAGAGAUUGAAUUGAAUGAAACAAGAAGUAAAAACAGAGAAUUACAACGGCAGAUUGAUACAUUGAAACGCAAGUUAGACAAACUCGAAGCAGCGGAGGAGACUAGUAACGAGUCUUCGGUUACCAGUGGCAGGAGUAAGCUGCCGCGGUAUAGUUCGUUGGAUAACAUUGGCCUGAGCUCGUCAGCCAGGACUAAGAUCCAAUCAGGAGGAGAGGCUGGAGAAUCAGCGAAGAACGAGGACGAUGUUUUCGAAAUGAAUAAUAACUCAGGGAAAUCCGAGAUUGGAGGCUAUAAACUUAAUCCAACUCUGAAGCGUCCUGCGUCCGUAUCUGCCUUUCCAAUUCAAACUGAUAAUGGGACGCGGAGAGCCGCUUAUAGUGAAAAGAGACGUGACAGUGGGUCAACUUCAAACAGGCCUUCAUAUCAACCAGCCUAUAUAAAGAGUUCGGCGAGUUCAUCUAGCCUGAAAUGAAGUUGAGUACAACAAGACUUAGUAUAUCAUGUACUCAGGGAAUGGGAAAUUUCCAAAAGAUUUAUAGAUUUGUGUAUAUUUUGAGGUAGUUUUUUUUGUAUUGGGCAUAAGUCUGUGAGAAUGGUCUGUGUGAGUUAAACGUAGAUAAAUUAUUCAUCCAUACGCCAAAAGACGAAAGGAGUUGUUUAUCUCAACGACCGAUUCGCUAAGUCUUAUCAGUAGUAAUGAUUCCAUAAACCAUUUCAAAUGUAAAGAUAUAGUUGUUAGUAUAUAUUAUACACCGGCUAACGGGCUACUCUGGGUGUAGAGUUGAAACCAUAUAUAUUAUUUAUAUAAGACUGUUUCAGCGUGGACGAAUUUGUUGUAAUAUAUUAAGAUGUGUGUCUAUUUUUGCAUCUGUAACUUAUAACGUGUGUACAAAGAUAUAGUAAAGCCAUUAUUUUGCA